Molecule: messenger RNA, 2044 nt
Organism: Arabidopsis thaliana (thale cress)
Lineage: Eukaryota; Viridiplantae; Streptophyta; Magnoliopsida; Brassicales; Brassicaceae
Product: Tetratricopeptide repeat (TPR)-like superfamily protein
Exons: 17
Coding region: 79-1545 (488 amino acids)
Source: RefSeq, marked reviewed
CUGGUGAGCAACUUCACUAUACUCGAGGGUUUAAGGAUUCUUCGCGUCUGACAAAACUUGAGGAAGAAAAAAAAACAAAUGUCUCUGCUUCGAAUUUUGUCGACUCUUUACAAAGGAACUCAUCGGACUUCACGUUCCUUCUCUUCUUCGCGGAAUCUGAUCUGCACCACUUUCGCUAAUCCACUCUCCGGGAAACCGAGGAUUUCGUAUCAGAAUGAUUAUGGAGGCCAUAGAACAAAUUUGCAUCUCUUGGAUUCUCGGCUUUGGAUUAUCUUAUCUGGACAAGCUGCAAUCCUUGGGUUUUGUGGGAACACUGUAUUGGCAGAGGAUGAGUCUAUGAAGUCGAAAUCUGGAGAUAAUAUGGAUGAGAGUGGCAAUACUGGGCUAGAAAAAAUUGAGGACGGGUCGGUUGUAUCUAAUAUACACACAUCUAAGUGGAGGGUGUUUACUGAUAGUGGAAGAGAUUAUUUCUUUCAGGGGAAACUCGAGCCGGCUGAGAGACUUUUCGGUUCGGCAAUACAGGAAGCUAAGGAAGGUUUUGGAGAGAAGGAUCCACAUGUUGCAUCUGCAUGCAACAAUCUGGCAGAGUUAUAUAGAGUCAAGAAAGAAUUCGACAAAGCAGAGCCUUUAUACCUAGAAGCUGUUAGUAUCUUGGAGGAGUUCUACGGUCCUGACGAUGUGCGUGUUGGUGCUACUCUCCACAACCUUGGACAACUCUAUCUUGUCCAGCGAAAACUUGAGGAAGCUCGUGCGUGCUAUGAGCGUGCUUUAAAGUUGAAAGGACGAGUCCUGGGGUAUAAUCAUCCGGAUUAUGCAGAGACAAUGUAUCAUCUUGGAACGGUAUUACAUAUGCUAGGAAAAAAUACAGAUGCGGAAGCUCUUAUUCUGGAUUCUCUUAAAAUACUUGAGGAAGGUGGUCAAGGAGAGUCCAUGGCAUAUAUCAGGAGACUGAGAUAUCUUUCUCAGAUAUAUAUACGAUCCAAUCGUCUGGCCGAGGCUGAAAAACUUCAAAGGAAAUUAUUGCACAUGAUGGAAUUAUCGAAGGGAUGGAACUCAAUGGAGGCAAUAACUGCAGCUGAAGCAUUGGCUCUCACUUUACGAUUAUCUGGGAAGCUGGGAGAAGCUCUAGAACUUUUUGAAAAGUGUCUCAAUGCCCGAAAAAAAUUACUUCCAGAAGGACAUAUCCAGAUAGGUGGAAACUUGCUGCACAUCGCAAAGACAUUUAUGCUUCAGGCUAGUCAGAUGAGAAGAACUGAUAACAGUGAAGCUCUAUCCAAACUAGAAAAAGCAAAGAAUUAUCUUGAAAACUCAGCUAGGAUAGCAAAGGACGUUCUGCAUAAGCUUAAAAACCAAAAGAGCAAAGCGCAGAAAGACGAAAAAUCCAGUGCAGCUCUUAGGAAUUAUGAACACGCGGCUUUAGUCAUACUGGUAAGUCUCUAUAGAAGCAAUACUUGGGAAUUAUAUGCUCUUAAGAACAAUUCGUUUGGGACCUUUUCUAUUCGUUGCAGCUGCAAUCUCUUGAGAGUCUUGCAGCUUUGGAGAUGAGCAAAAAUGAGAUCCAUGAGCCAAAGGAAGAAAAUCUGCAUGCAGCUGAAGAUUCACUUCUCCAAUGUGUUACAGCUUACAAAGAGUUUGGUUAUGGAACUCAGCUGCAAGAUUCUUCUGAAGUAAAGUCAGAAUACCUUUCGUGUCUUAAGCAUCUCUCAGCUUUAUUAGCAAAGAAAGAGACGACGCUUAACUCAAAGGCAAGUCCUAUUUCUUUACCAGAGCUCAAGGAAGAAAUUAAGCGUAUUGACAUCGAUCUUCGUUCACAAAAGACAGGCUAAAGCUUGUGAAGGAAACGGUAGAAUCUCUCUAUCUACAGAGAUCAAAAUGUCGAAUAUUGAUCAUGUUUUCCUGUUGAGACUAUAGGAUGAAGAACUGAGAGAGAAAACUGACCUUUUCUCACCGGAAAUAUUUACUCUGGUUUUUGUGUGUUGUUACGGAUUUAUACAAGUUAACCUGAAAACAAUUUACAAAUAAUAAAAGUCAGUUAUUUAAGAAA